Molecule: messenger RNA, 2286 nt
Organism: Closterium sp. Naga37s-1
Lineage: Eukaryota; Viridiplantae; Streptophyta; Zygnematophyceae; Desmidiales; Closteriaceae
Source: the annotation of a GenBank genome assembly
AUGCAGCGAGGCAAGGCGCCCCUGCGGUGCAGCAGAGGUCCCUGGCAGGGUGGGUGGACUGGGGGACCCAAGGGGGCUGCUGGGGCGGAGGGGUUUGGGGGGGCGGAGCAGAUGGGCGCUCCAGGGGGUGUCUGGGGAGGGGGAGUUGCGCCAGGUAGGGGAGGGGGAUGGGGGUCGCUGCUGGCUGUGUGUGUGGCAGGGGCGGCUGGGUGUGCGGUGAUGGAGCUGGGGUUGGAAAAGGGAAAAGAAGCUGCUGGCGUGAUGGCGGAUGCACGGAGGCAUCUGCAGAGGGAUUGGCUGCUGCUACGGGUGGAGUGUGCUGACGUGGCUGGUCUUGGUGCUAGUAUCAAACCUGAUGAUAGCGGAUCGUUAUUGAAAAACCGUGAAUCUGGUGGCGUUGGUGGGGCUGGUGGGGCAGGUGGGGCUGGUGGUGGGAAUCAGAGCAACAGCAGCGUUGUUUCACACACCAGCAGUGAAAUCGCUGAUGACAAGUCCAGUGGCGGCACUAAGGGCAGGAAGCGUGUGGUGGUGCUGGGGUCGGGGUGGGGCGCCGUGAGCUUCCUUAAAGCCAUAGACGCCAAUGGGUACGAUGUGACGCUCAUCUCGCCCCGCAACUUCUUCCUCUUCACCCCGCUGCUGCCAAGUGUCACCACGGGAGUGGUCGAGGGAAGGAGUUUCGCUGAGCCAAUCAGACGCAUCUUGUUGAGGCUUCCUCUCGCUCUCCUAUCAGCACAGCAGGGCAGCUCAGCUCGUUUCAUUGCAGCCAAGUCCUCGAGGCGGGCCACCAUUGGAACUUCAAGGCGGUGUCCCCCUCAUUCGACUUACCACUGCUCUCCACGUCCACCCUGCGCCCACACACAUCCCCCUUGCCUCCCUCCUCCCCCGAUCCCCCUCUCCCUGUGCUGGCAGCACGGCAGCUCGGCGCGCCUCCUCGAGGCGGAGUGCACGGCCAUUGGCCCCCCAUUCGACCUGCAACUGGCUGUUCUCCCAAUCCACCCCGCCAUCAUACCUUCUUCGCCCUUUCUCCACUCCAUCCCUUCCCCUUCUCUCUCCUGGCAGCGCGGUAGCUCAGCUCCCUUCCUCGAGGCUGACUCAGCUCGCUUCCUAGAGGCGGAGUGCAUUGCCAUCGACCCCGCCUCCAAGACCCUCUCCUGCCGCGCCCCUGCCGCCCUGCCCGCUCCGCUGCCGCCUGCCACCCUGCCCCCUCCGCUGCCUGUGCCGACUGUGGCAGAGGUUGGAGGCCAGGAGGAGGGUGAGGGGGAGACGACACGUGGAGGAGCUGAAAGAAAAGGUGGUGGCGCUUCCGGUGGCGAUAGUGGUGCUGCUGCCGGAGGUGGUGAUUCUGCUGCUCCGAGUGGUGGUGCUGCUGCUGGGAGUGGUAGUGAUGCUGCUGCUGGAAACGUAGCUGUUGCUGGGGGUAAUGCGGGAGGAGGUGGCGGCGAGAGUGGCGGCGGGUGUGGCGGCGGGUGUGGCGGCGCCAGGGAGGGCGGGUAUGGGGGUGCCAGGGAGGUGUGGUUCACAGUGCCGUACGACAUGCUGGUGGUGGCCGUGGGGGCGGUCCCCAACACAUUUAACGUGCCGGGCGUGCAGCAGCACUGCCACUUCCUCAAGGUGAGCUUCGAUCACAACGCCCUGGGCACUGGGCACUGCGCAGGGCACUGGGAGUCGGUCAAGUCCCGUGCUGCCGCAGGGAAGGCACCUGGUGGUUGCCUCCUGCCGCAAGUGCCUCGUUGCCCAUUGCUGCGUCGCUGGCUGCUUGAUCCUUUGUUUUACCCAAUGCUGCGUCUUACCCAAUGUUUUGCUUCUAGCUGUCAAGCCUGGUCAAUCACGCUACCCUCCCUGUCCCACUUUCCUCGUUUCCCCGUUCUGCCUGCUCGUGCCUAUCCCCCUCUUCCCAUCUUUGCUCUUUCUGCCCGUCCAUGUCUCCUCCCCAUCCCCCUCUCCUCCCCAUCCCUCCCGUCCAUCCUUUCAAUGCACGUUUUUUCCCCCAUCCCUCUCCCCCCAUCCCUCUCCCCCCAUCCCUCUCCCCCCAUCCGUCUCCCCCCAUUCCCUCUCUCCCCAUCCCUCUCCCCCCAUCCCUCUCCCCCCAUCCCUCUCUCCCCAUUCCCUCCCCCCAUCCCUCUCCCCCCAUUUCCCGCUCCCCCCAUCCCUUUCCCCCAUCUUCCUCCUCGCAUGCCGUCUUCACCAUCGCUCCCCCCCACUCCUCUCUCCCCAUGCCAGUCGCUGGACGAUGCGGAGGCCAUCAGAAACACGCUCAUUGACCGCUGCGAGGAGGCCCCCCUUUAA